AUGAAUUCAACACGUUCCACAAGGAAGAGAUCCACCACUGGAUGUUUGACCUGUCGGCGUCGCAGGAAGAAGUGCGAUGAACGGAAACCUGUCUGUGGAGGGUGUGAACGGAACUUCUUGCCCUGUGUGUGGCCUGAGAACAACGAGAAAAGAAGACGCAGCAGAAAGACAGAGGCCGGGCCAGAGGUUUCGCAGGAACCACUUGAUGUUUUGGGCUCACAAGUUAGAGAUAGAUCGCCUCCUAUAGCAACUGCGCCGCAGGAAAUUCAGUUCCAUAUUGUCGAGGCUCCUCGAGUCCCAACCGCACAUUCAUGCCCGGGAAAAGGCCCUUGGCGGUUUGAAAACUAUUCCAAAAACAAGCAGAAUGCACUCACCAAAUUUGACUCCCGCAUAUCCCAGUUUGUAGAGAUUCAUGAAAACGGAGAAGAUCAAGUGUCCGAAAUUCCAUGUACGCAAGAGACUUCUGACACCACGCAAAAUGACCAUGACGAUCCACUCGAACUCGAGCAAAUCCUGAAUUUCGAGGUUCUCGAUCCACUACAAUAUAUCAAUAACAAAUUUUGGAAUAGUCUUCGUGUAGAGGAGGAGUUAGACAUGCGCAUGGGAGAGACCGUAGCCCCCAUGAUAGACGUUCCGAUAGAUGCCAUAGUGAUACAUCCCGAUAUUAUUGAGGCCCAAGAUCCCCUCAACCACCAGAAUUACGGUCUUUUUGCUUCACUUUUGCGGCGGUACAAAGCUCAAGAAAUUGUAACAGACGAAGACCUUGACAGUGUAAAUUUAGAGGAGUUUUUGUUCUUCGCGUGUGCAAAAGGAUUCAUUCCGAAGCUCGACACUCAAUACACACAUCCUAGUCUAACAACCUACGCAACAUUCCUUCCCCAGGCGAAAAAAAAUAUGCUAAUUCGAAGUGUCUCCAUAUGUUGCGGGGCAACAUAUCUAGCUUGGUGCGACCUUCAUCGCUAUCAACAGUUGAGCGAUGAACUCUACAUCGACUGUAAGGCUCAAAUUGCAGCGCAUCUCGACAGAGCCGAUAAUGUCGCAGACGAGGACUGGCUUCUAGCUGCUUUACAAAUGAUGAGUAUCAGAGACAAAAACGCGUUUACUGGGACUGUGGAUGGAUCCGCGUGGCACCUUUCGAAAGCUUUUUUGAUCAUUCGAGAAAAGUAUUACGACAUAAAUUCGGCACUCGCGCCAGGCACCAUCUCACCUAAGCUUCGAGACAGCAUUGUGCUCCAGCCCCACGAAAGAAUGUUUAUCGAGAGUUUUGUUUAUCAAUAUUCGAUAUCGAUUCUGUUCGUGAAUGACAUGUCGUGCCUUCCAGAUCCUUACGCGGUGUUUAAGGCACUAAGUCUCGUACUGAAAUGUCCCGUGUACAACCUAGAGGGUUGCGACCAGUGGAUGGGAAGCCCGUUGCUGGGACUGUCUUUGGAUGCUUUCGAGAUAUUGGCGAAGAUGUCAUACGUGGCUCGGGCGCCAAUGCCCCUGCCACCGGGUUCCAAGUGGAUGAAACAAAUGAUAAAGCUCCAAAACAUGUGCACAUACUACCAGCCACCCAGCCCCACUAGUUCGAUGGACGAGAAUCAGCGGCUUAAUCACAGAAUUACCUCUCUGGUCGGCUUGCUUAUUGUCAGGAUUUGCGAUGUAUUUGCGUCUAAGGUCAUAAGCUAUGAAACGUUUGACGUCCUAGAUGCGUGUGUUCAAGGACGUGUUAAAGAAAUCCUGCGUCUUUUCAAAAAGCUCCCGCCAGACCAUCAAAUAUGGGGUUUACUGCCGUGGAUGGUCUUGAUAGCAGGAGCUUUCUCUCACGACAUUGACGAUCGGCAAUUUAUUAUAGAAAGAACUCAACAUAUCGCUAAACGUGCACACAGCUAUUGCGGAUUGAAGAUGACGUCUUUUCUGCAUUCCGUAUGGAGUACUCCAGAUGGGCUGAAGCUGCUCUUUGAUCGAGACAAACUGGCACAAGUUGAUUUGUAG
Molecule: messenger RNA, 1974 nt
Organism: Lachancea meyersii CBS 8951
Lineage: Eukaryota; Fungi; Ascomycota; Saccharomycetes; Saccharomycetales; Saccharomycetaceae
Source: the annotation of a GenBank genome assembly